AUGGACCCUCUAUCCAUAUGCGCCAGCGCCGCCAACGUUGCCCAGCUGGCGGGCAUCAUCAUCUCCAAGCUAGCAGCCUUUUGCGACGCAGCUAGCCAUGUCGACAUCACCGUCUCCGGCUUCGGGGUCGAGAUCCACAAUUUCCAAAUAGCCUUGCAGCUGGUCGCUGAAACAAAGAAGAUUUGGCAACUGCGGCAGAUGACGGAUCUCGAAGAAAACCACUGGACGCGCAUCGACAAGCUUCUCGGACGCUGUAGACAGACUUUGGUCAAGCUGCAGUCGAUACUAGAAAAUGCUGCGGUGAAGCAGACGACGCUUGGGAGGAGACCAAUGACUCAGUUGAAGCUGGACAUGAAGUCGCAUAUCAUUUCCAUACUGCGGAGCCAUAUCAAAUCGUACACGCAGGCUCUGCAAGUGUCUCUGUCUACUCUGACAUUGGCAAACCAGUUGCAGAGUCAUGCCUCGAUCGAGCACGAACUCCAGGAGUUGUCCCGUAAGAUCCAGGACGUGAAAUCAACAUUGUUGUCACGGCCCGCGGAGACGGAGAAAGUCGAUGACCCCGAAACAGCCGACAUCGAGGCCGACAUGCCAGGGGAACACGAAAUAAACGAAGAUGUAGAGCAGGUCAUCAUGUCUGCCGCCGCCGUCAGCGAAGCUGCAACAAGCGUUGAUUCCGAUUCGAUCCGCAGCGGACUCCAACUUACCGACCCACCGAUACACAGGUGGAUGGACGGAGUCGAAUCGCCGCCGCCGCAAAGCCCCGGUGCAGGUCCCAGUUUCAAGAAUGAGGUGACACCGCCGAGGAUGUCCAGCGCUUCCGAAUCUGAUGCUCCAGUGCGCGGAGAACCGAAGGACUCCGGGAUCGGGUCCGACGAGCAUUCUGAUGACGAGGACGAUCCAGAUCCCAACCUUGACGACCAUUUCUCAGAAGGUGUCUUGAAGAGACUCAUCGAAAGAUUCCACAACCAGGCCAUCGAGGAGUUCGACAAAGGGAACUACCAUCGAGCCGAGACUGCCCAGAACAUGAUGAUGAGGUACCUGGAAGAGGGUCGUCGCAACCACGGCAUGGAGUAUGACAACGCUGAGGUCUUCGAGAGACUGGCCCAGAUAUACUACAAACAGAAGCAGCUGGAGGAGGCAAGGAAAAUCUACACUCGGCUGCUGGAAGAGCACAAGAGAAGGACGCCGGACAUCUGGAGGUGGUACUUCUCUUAUGCAAAGAUAUAUCAAGAGCAGGAGCGGUUAGAAAAAGCUGCGAGAUAUGCGAAAAGAGCUUUCACUGGGGCUGAGAAGUCUCUACCGAAAGGAGAUCCUUUCAUAUUCGAUGCCGUGGCGCUUUUGGCCCAUAUUUAUCAGCAACAAGGAGAACACAUACUAGCAGAAGCGCUACGUGAACAGUAUCUUGGAGACAAACCCCGCCAGCCGAGCUUGACUGAACGCAAAUUGAGCCUCGAAGUGAUGCCAAGUGGUAGCAGUGGGAGGUCAUGGCUGACUGAGGUCGGACAUGACCCAGCGUCCCCAGCCUUCGACCCAAAGAGCGCAAUCAAACUCUCCAUCGAAAAGGACAGCGAAGCUGGCGUUACAGAGGUGCUCCAUCGAAUUCAAGACGUCGAAAAGCAACGAGCACUUGCGAAAGAAAGUUUGAAGUGGGCCAUUCAAGGAGGCCGGCGAGAGAUCGCGAACUUGUUGAUGGAGUUGGACCUGGGAAUUGGAAAAGACUCGCUUUUCGCGGAUGGAAAGACACCUCUGAUACACGCCAUCCAGGCCAAGGAAGACGGAAUAGUGCAAGACAUCCUUCAAAAGGGUGCGAGUCCAGAAACACGUUGCGCCAGGAGCAUUACACCCUUGAUCCAUGCAGUCACGGCUGGACAUGAACCUAUCGCCGCGCAUCUCCUCGGAAAAGGUGCGAGGGUAGAUGCGACAUCUUACGAAUGUACGGCUCUCCACCGUGCUGUCGAUCUCAAGUUUGCCGUCCUCGUGAAAUUGUUGUUAGCAUACGAUGCCGGUCUUGAGUGUAUGGGACCGAGGAAGUGGAUGUCGCUGGGCUCUUCAGGUAAGCGGCUUCCUGCCAGCAAGGACUGCAAGGCAGAUACUCACCCAACACACGUAGAUGCCAGCUGGACCCCCCUUCUCCUCUCAAGCUUUGCUGGAUCGUCCGAGAUAUCGCACUUGCUGCUGGAAAAGCAUGCGCACAUCGAAGCAAAGACGUCGACUGGCGGAACGCCUUUGAUGUAUGCCGCUGAAGAGAGACACCUUACUACAGUCCGGCUGUUGCUUUCGGCAGGUGCAGACGUCCAUGCCACGGACAAGAAAGGCGACACUGCGCUUCACCGUGCGGUGCGUAAGAGCGGUAGUGUCGAGAUCAUUGACUCGAUCCUCGGAAAAGGAGGCAGCCUCGAUACGCCAAACAAGGAGCGCGAGACCACACUCCACAUCGCAGCGUCCAAGAACGGAGGAGAGCGCUUGCUCGGCGUGUUGCUCGACCGUCAAGCGAACCGAGAAGCGCGAGAUGUUGCCGGCCGCACGCCCCUGCACGUGGCAAUUGAAAAACGACAGGAAGGAAAUGUUGCCACGCUCAUAGAGCGAGGAGCGGACAUUAGCGCGACGGAUAAUUACGGCCAGAGCUCAGUAAAGCUGGCUCAGAGAAGCUCGCCUGAGAUCCAGAUGCUCAUCAAGAAACACAAGAAGCGGUCGAACCCUCUGAGCUCGUCGAUGAGUCGCAGGGGCUCGGAUCGUUCGAGUACCACGGAAGGAUCGGUGAGAGGACGGCAGCCGUCCGUGUCGUCGAAAUUCACGUUCUUGGACAAACUCAGAUGA
Diplodia corticola is the source of this 2817-nucleotide messenger RNA. RefSeq names its product ankyrin repeat protein. The transcript has a single exon. Lineage: Eukaryota; Fungi; Ascomycota; Dothideomycetes; Botryosphaeriales; Botryosphaeriaceae. Bases 1 to 2817 code for a protein of 938 amino acids. Gene Ontology annotation, molecular function: protein binding. The record is from RefSeq and is a predicted model, not a curated record.